Molecule: messenger RNA, 4454 nt
Organism: Hemicordylus capensis (graceful crag lizard)
Lineage: Eukaryota; Metazoa; Chordata; Lepidosauria; Squamata; Cordylidae
Gene: CFH
Product: complement factor H
Exons: 23
Coding region: 309-3992 (1227 amino acids)
Source: RefSeq, a predicted model, not a curated record
UGGCUGAGAUGACUCAUGAAUGUGUAGUGUGAGAGGCUGAAAACAAACAGACCAGGAAGGGCAGAGCUGAUUGAGAAACUGGGGAAAUACUUUUUACCAAGUUUGCAUAACUUGCGGUCCAAAAAGAAAGAGCUCCUUGUGUGUAUUUCAGAAGGGUUAGGGGGAAGUGAUUGGUGAGGUGAGAGAAAAAGCUGAAGCAAGGUCAUUCGCUGGACAGUUGGUAAAGGCAAAGUGCAUCUAGCAGAGGGCAGGAGUGAACUAAGCAGAAGCUAUUGUAAAGGAGUGAGGGCCCUUUGCCAGGCUCUGAGAUGACAUUUCAUGUGCUGGGGUAUACUGUCCUGCUUCUGCUAUGGGCAUCGUGUACUGCACAGCAAGCUGGAUGUGGACCACCACCUAGAAGAGAUCGUGAAGAACUUACAGAACAAUCCAACAAGGAGACCUAUUCUCAUGGUGACAUAGUCAUAUACAUCUGCCGGCCUGGGUAUAUAAAACUUGGGAGCAUUAGGUUUCGGUGUAACAAUGGAAACUGGGUACCAGCCGCACCAUUUGUAGAAUGUAGGAAAAGACCUUGUGGACAUCCUGGAGACCUCCAGUUUGGCUCUUUUGUGCUUGUCAAUGAAAAUGAAUUUGUCUUUGGUGCUCGUGCUGUAUUCCAGUGUGAUGAAGGGUAUCAGAUGCUGAGCCAAAUAAAUUACCGUGAUUGUCGGGCAGAUGGAUGGAGCAACGAUGUCCCACAUUGUGAAGUAAAGAAGUGUUUCCCAGUAAAAGAACCAAAAAAUGGGAGGAUCAUUAUGACUGGAUUACAAGAGGUGGACCAAGAAUUUAUGUUUGGCCAGGUGGUACGAUUUGAAUGUGCUGAAAACUUCAAAAUCCAGGGAUCUGCUCAUAUAUUUUGCACAAAUCAAGGAACAUGGAGUGCACCUGAACCAACGUGCAUAGAAAUAACCUGCCAACCAGGAACUAUUGAGCAUGGAUCCAUAACAUCUUCAAACAGAAUUUACAAAGAAAGGGAACAAUUACAGUUUGCAUGCAACUCGGGAUAUAAACAUGCUGGAAGAUCAGAUGCAACAUGCACUAAGAAUGGAUGGAAUCCACAACCCAUGUGUACAGAAAUUGUAUGCAGCCUUCCAGAAGUAGGUCCUGGUCGUUUCCAUCCUCGGCAGGAUCAGUACAGGUUUGAAGAUGUAGUCCAAAUACAGUGUGAUAGUGGGUAUCAGCUUGAUCGUGGUGAAGAGACUUCCACAUGCACAGAAAAUGGCUGGUCACCUUCUCCGAGAUGUGUAUCAAAGCCCUGUGACUAUGUCAGGGUAGUGAACGGAUGGCUACAUAACGAUCACGGAGGCUACUACUUUCCGAAACGCUUGAGACAAACAAUUUACUUCAGCUGCAAUGAUGGAUUUCUGCCAGCAGGUGGAGAAGAUGGAUAUGGAUGGAAACUUUCCACAUGCACGAAAUUGGGCUGGAAUCCAGAACCAAAAUGCUUUAAAACGUGUCGUGUAACUACAACUGAUGUGCCACAUGGUCGUUUCAUUCAAGCUUAUCACCGUCAGUACAUAGAAGGUGAAGAACUUUCAUUUUCUUGUGAUGAGGGAUAUUAUCCUGAAAAUCCAGAAGCAAAAGCCAGAUGCACAAAAAAUGGCUGGACACCCACUCCACAAUGUGCUGAAACACCAGCCUGCAAACUUGUUGAUCCACCACAUGGUUAUUUCUAUGAAAGGCAGCGUAAGUUUGCUCUUAAUGAAAGAGCAACAUAUGGCUGUGAGAGUGGGUACACUACUCCACAAGGACUUGAGAGGCAAGAGAUAAAAUGUCUUGAAGAAGGAUGGACACCAGAGCCAAAAUGUAUCAAGACAUGCCCCAAGCCAGCUGAAGAGAAUAUCCUCAUCAAUGCAACAAAAUCAGUUUUCUUGUCUGAGGAGAAAUUGGUCUACGAGUGUACAGAUGGAUAUGAAACUACUAAAAAGAAAACAGAGGACCUCAUAGUAUGUACAGAGAAUGGAUGGGACCCAAAGCCUGAAUGCCUGCAAAUACGAUGUGAACAUCCCAAUUUGGUCCAGGGAAAAUUUGAGCCAAGGACCAAGGACCAGUUUGUGCACAAGGAUGUGGUGCAAUUUUCCUGUAACAAAGGAUACCAAAGAGUGGGGCCUGCCUCUGCUCAGUGUUAUCAUUUUGGAUGGUCUCCACCACCUCCGGUCUGUAAAAAUCAAGUCAGCCCUUGUACAGCUCCACCCAGCAUUUCAGAUGGUAAUAUUACUGGUGAACUCCGUGAAGAAUAUUCACAUGGCGACAAGGUGGAAUACGUGUGUCAGGUCUCAUUUGCAUUGGUUGGGUCAGGAACGAUAGAGUGUAUUGAUGGAAACUGGACAUCUUUACCCUCUUGCACAGUGGAGGAAAAAACCUGUGAACAACCUCCCAAUAUUAGACGUGGACGUGUUGUCAGUGAAGAGCGAGAAACAUAUUUCCAUGGGGACACAGCAAGCUAUGAAUGUGAAGAAGGCUUUGUCCUUGUUGGGACCAACCUAGCCAAGUGUCUUCAUGGCAAGUGGAAUUUACCGUCAUGUGCUCAUAAUUCAAGAAAAUGUGUCCGUCCAAAGAUACCUGAGAAUUCAAACUUCGAAUCACCUCGUCUUCUGCCAAAGUAUAACAACAAUGACGUUUUAGUCUACCGCUGUGGUUCCAAUCGUCCUAAAACAACAACAUGUGUUAAUGGAAAGUGGUCACCUGAGCCAGAUUGCGAAGCACUCUGUCCACCUCCACCUCAGCUUCCGAAUGCCAUUGACAUAACUGAGAUAAGAAAUUAUGCAGAUAAAGAAAAGAUACACUUUAGGUGUCGGCAGCAUUUCUUGCUUCAAGGGCCAAAAGAAAUAACAUGUGAAAGGGGACAGUGGCAAACACCCCCACGCUGCAUCGAUGGAAGGUGUGGGGAUCCCCCUAUAAUUGCUAAUGGUGAUGUAAAAAAUAGAACCCAGCACAAGUAUGGUCCUGGUGAAAGUGUGGAGUAUCAUUGCCAUGAAGGCUUUGAAAUUAGAGGAUUGAGUUCUGCAACUUGUGAAAAGAUGCGUUGGUCUGAACCACCAAGCUGCAAAGAAAAAUCAUGUGGAGAACCCCCCAAAGUAUUUAACAGCUCAGAUGUGGGGAGAACAAGAAACACUUAUAACUCUGGAGAAACAUUCCGUUAUAAGUGCUAUCCAGGUUUUGUUGCUGAUGGGCCACUGACGGUGACGUGCCAAAGAGGAGAAUGGACAGAACCUCCUACCUGUGAAGAAGCAACCUGCAGAGAGCCUCCUACAGUUGAUAACGCUGAUAUUCUCAAUGGUCCAGCAGCACCUUACCUGCCCAAUCAGCAUGUACAGUACCAGUGCCAUGAAGGUUUUGAGAUAUCUGGAUCGGCCACCAUUAUAUGUGUAAAUAAAGCAUGGUCAAAACCACCAGUGUGUGAAGAUGUAGCUUGUUCUCCUCCAAUUACUAAUGCUAAUCUUUCUGGUCGACGAAAGGAAAAGUAUUUGCCUUUGGAGACAGUGCGCUUUCGCUGUUCCCUGGGUCAGAGUCUUUUUGGACCUCCAGCGGCAACAUGUCGUAACAAACAAUGGACAGAAUUACCAAAAUGUGAAGCUGCUGGAGGAAACUGUGGUCGCCCACCUGCUAUUGAAAAUGGAGACUACCUUGAAGCUGCCAAUGUCCAAUAUCCACGAGGUUCAGUAGUGCACUACAAAUGCCAAAGGCACUAUGUAAUAAAUGGAUCUGCAGAAGUACGAUGUGUUAACGGUCAUUGGACAGAACCACCGAUAUGCCUAGUGGCCUGUACAAUAACUGAAGAAGAAAUGGAAAGUCACAAUAUACAACUGAGGUGGCGCUAUAAUCAAAAACUGUAUUCUGAAUCGGGGGAACCUGUGGAAUUUUUCUGUAGACGCGGCUAUCGUCUAGCUCCAUCAUCCCCUCCCUUAAGAGCACUAUGUAUAGAGGGCAACCUGGAAUAUCCAAGUUGUGUAUAGGCAUAAGAAGAAUGGGAAGACACAUACAACAGAUAUUUGAAAUCUGCAUUUGGUCCUCAAGAAUGACUGGCAAUUUAUUUUCAAUAUUAUGAGAACAAACACUUUUUGCAAAUAGAAUAUAUUUCCAAGGUUUAUAUGAGGCUGCUUGGUAGACUCUGGAAUGCAAACUGGGAACCAGCUUCAUGGGGAAUGUAUCUGUAGGUUUAGUUCUGUUUUAAUAAAAAAAAAAUAUAUAAAACGUUUCCAGUCUAAGAUUCUAGAAAGAAAGAAAAUACAUCAGAAGUCAAGAAUGCAAAAUUUUUCAUUACACUUUAAUGGUUCUGAACAUUGCAGUAUCAAUGAAGACUAGCAGGCUCUCAUUGUGAUAAUAUACUGGCUGAGUAUAAAAGUUGUUGUUGUUGUUUUAAUCCUGCAAGGAUUUUGUGUUCAUUUUAAGGAAAAUAAAGGCACUUACUUGUAAAA